AUGAAUUUAUCACUGAAAGAAGCUGUUCAAUUAGAACAAGAAUAUUCUGCUCAUAAUUAUCAUCCAUUACCAGUUGUGUUUUCAAAAGCUAAAGGAGCACAUGUUUGGGACCCUGAAGGUAAAGAAUAUUUAGAUUUUUUAUCAGCUUAUUCUGCUGUUAAUCAAGGACAUUGUCAUCCAAAAAUUAUAGAAGCUUUGAUAGAUCAAGCUUCAAAAUUAACUUUAUGUUCAAGAGCUUUUAGUUCUGAUGUUUUCGGUGCUUAUGCUAAAUAUAUAACUGAAUAUUUUAAUUAUGAAAUGGUUUUACCAAUGAAUACUGGUGCUGAAGCUGUUGAAACAGGAUUAAAAUUAGCAAGAAGAUGGGGAUAUGUUAAAAAAGGUAUACCAGAAGGUGAAGCAAUUAUAUUAUCGGCUGUUAAUAAUUUUCAUGGUAGAACUUUAGGUGUUAUUUCAAUGUCAACUGAUGAUGAAGCAACUACAAAUUUUGGUCCAUAUUUAAAAGGUGUUGGUCCACAAAUUCCUGGUGAACCAAAAGGUCAAUUGAUUAGAUAUGGUGUCAUUGAAGACAUUGAAAAAGCUUUUAAAAAUGCUGGUGAUAAAAUUGCUGCGGUUUUAUUAGAACCAAUUCAAGGUGAAGCUGGUAUAGUUGUUCCUCCAGAAGAUUAUUUACCAAAAGUACAAGAAUUGUGUAAGAAAUAUAAUGUUUUAUUAAUUUGUGAUGAAAUUCAAACAGGUAUCGCAAGAACUGGUAAAAUGUUAUGUUAUGAACACUCAAAAGGUGUUAAACCAGAUAUUAUAUUAUUAGGUAAAGCUAUUAGUGGUGGUGUUUUACCAGUUUCUGCAGUUUUAUCUUCAAAAGAUAUAAUGUUGACUAUAACUCCAGGUUCUCAUGGCUCAACUUAUGGUGGUAAUCCAUUAGCAUGUAGAGUAGCAAUGGCUGCAUUAGAUGUUAUUAAAGAUGAAAAUUUAGUUGAAAGAUCUGAAAAAUUGGGUGAGUUAUUAAAAUCAAAAUUAAAUGAAUUAAAACAGGAAAAUUCAAUAAUUAAAGAAGUUAGAGGUAAAGGUUUAUUAUCAGCUAUUGUAGUUGAUGAAUCAAAAUCUAAUGGUAGAACUGCAUGGGAUUUGUGUUUAUUGAUGAAAGAUCACGGUGUUUUAGCAAAACCUACUCAUGAUAAUAUAAUUAGAUUGGCACCACCAUUAGUUAUAAGUGAAGAAGAUUUAUUAAAAGGCGUUGAAGCUAUAAAACAAUCAUUAAAAGAAUUACCAAAUGCUGAAAAGGCGGAACAUUAA
Messenger RNA from Insectozyma verbasci, 1290 nucleotides. The record is from the annotation of a GenBank genome assembly. Lineage: Eukaryota; Fungi; Ascomycota; Pichiomycetes; Serinales; Debaryomycetaceae.